UGAUUCCUUUUUAAUGGAAAUAACAUUAAAUUAGUCGCUGUUAGCUGUACUUGAGCAGCCUUUGACUGGCCAUAACCAUGCGAAUGUUGGUUUAUUCUUGUGAAAAGACUUCUCACUUCCCAUCAACUAUUUCUUUAUGCAAAUGCAAUUCAAAAAGCAGCAACUCCAGAUGGAUGAUGCCAAAGGAGAAGUUGAAGAUUAUCUCCACAUGAAAUGAAUGAGAUGACUCUGAUAAUUGUCUUUGGAUUCUUAAGCGUAUGCCAAAAAAUCGCUUCUUUUUGUUAAUCAGGACCUACGCUCGAGCACUAUAAAAUUAUCAGAGCUCAAACAUCUCUCACAGAAACGCUCAAACAAUUUGGGAGUUGUAGUUACAAAUUCAGUUGACUACAGAUAUGGAUGCCAUGUUUUCUCGCCUUCUGUUUCUGAUAAUCAUUUUCUGUUUACUUGCAGGGAGAGGCAUUGCGGAGAAAGCGCAGGCGUUGUUUGUGUUGGGAGACUCUUUUGCCGACACAGGAAAUCGCAAUCCAUAUAAUCAAAGCGAAAACCAGUCAUGGAGACGACCGUACGGUCUGACCUGGCCUGGCUAUCCUGCAGGCAGAUUUUCUUCUGGAAAAAUCCAGACAGAUUUUUGGGCGAAUAUUUUAGGGCUUCCCUCUCCCAUUGCUUAUGAGAUGCUGAAAAGUCAUGACUGUAAAGCAACUGCAAAGAAGAUUCGACAAGGAGUUAAUUUUGCAGUAGGCGGCAGUGGAAUACUUCGAGCCUACGGUUUCACAACAGUGCCACAACAGGUGAAGCAGUUUAAGGAGCUGGUUGGAGGAAGUCUAGGGUUCGAUUCUCACAAGCUCUCGCGGUCAAUAGUCCUUAUCUCCGUGGCUGGAAACGACUACGGUGCAUACGUUUCAAGCAGAAACGGCUCCAGAGAGGGAAUAAUCGAUCUGGUGAAGCCUGUGGUGAGAGGGAUAGUCAAGGCCGUGAAAGAUUUGUAUGAGUUCGGCCUUAGGAAUUUCGUUGUGAGUAAUAAUGCUCAUUUUGGAUGCGCUCCUCAAAUCGGCAAGACAUCCUGCAAUUCGAACUUCGAUGACAUUAUAGCUCUUCAUACGAGAUUACUGACAAAGGGCGUACAAAGCCUCAGAUCUCGUCAUAAGGAAUCAUCCAUUAUAAUUUCAGAUGUUGUGUCUGCGGCUAAUUAUAUUUUCUCCAAUCCUGUUAAAUUUGGGUUUGUGGAUUUGUUCGUUCCUUGCUGUGCUGAGAAAGGCGGGAUUGAUAAGUGUGGACAGGUGGACGAAGUAGGCAGGGCUUUAUAUGAAGUGUGUUCUGAUAUCAAUGAAAAGUUUUACUGGGAUUCAGUCCAUCCAACGCAGAGAGGAUGGCAUGCCAUAAUGUCGCUCUACAGUAAUGGAGAACCAGGAGGGAACAAAACUAUGAGUUUUAUAGAGGGGGUGCCAAAUCUUAUUGACUGGCUACACUCACUUGGAUUCGAUGCUUAUAGAAUCUCCUCAUGAUCUACCCAACGUUACCACCUAGAUAAACAAACCAUAACAUUUAUCAUCUAAAUAAUCUUUUGCUGGCAUUUCUUGAUCUUCUCAAUGAUGUUAAUGCCGCUGUAUCUGUAUGUGAUUCAAUAAAAAGUUCUGUAAACAGCUAGAACUUUUCCUUUGGAAAAGGAGCAGCUGAGAUUACAUAUGAAAUUGUUAUGAUAGAUAUAUAUUUUUUCAAAAUUGUAUUACGAUCAAACCAAAACAAUAAAAAACCAAUGGUGAAACCAGUUGUUUAA
Messenger RNA from Cryptomeria japonica (Japanese cedar), 1774 nucleotides. RefSeq names its product GDSL esterase/lipase At5g03610. Bases 393 to 1502 code for a protein of 369 amino acids. The transcript has 5 exons. NCBI's taxonomy places the organism in Eukaryota, Viridiplantae, Streptophyta, Pinopsida, Cupressales, Cupressaceae. Gene Ontology annotation, molecular function: hydrolase activity, acting on ester bonds. The record is from RefSeq and is a predicted model, not a curated record.